Aureobasidium subglaciale EXF-2481 is the source of this 1245-nucleotide messenger RNA. RefSeq lists its product as uncharacterized. The coding region runs from base 1 to 813 and encodes 270 amino acids. NCBI's taxonomy places the organism in Eukaryota, Fungi, Ascomycota, Dothideomycetes, Dothideales, Saccotheciaceae. The record is from RefSeq and is a predicted model, not a curated record. The transcript is spliced from 2 exons.
AUGAAGGAUAAGGAUAGCGUGUGGAACAAACCAGAUCCAGCCGCCAUCAAACAGCUGGUUGAGGCACACCAACUGGAGGCCAAACAACACGGACAAGCUUCUAUAGUCACCUCGAUACCCCAGGUUGAUAAGACAGAAGAAAUUGAGGCUGGUUUGGUGAACAUCCCACCUUCGGCGACGACACAAGCUGAGGUAGAGCAGGCGCAGGAGCUGCCUGCAGAUGUUCCUGCGAUACCAUCAGAUGCUUCCGAGUUUGCUGUGCUCGCAGUAGCGGACAUUCACGAACCAGCUCUGGCCACUUCCGAAUCAACUGUGGUCAACGCUCAAGAGAAUUUCCCAGUGAAGUCGGCCCCCAAGAGCGGAGCUUUCAAGGACACACCUUCAUCAGCUCAGCUCCUCUACGCAAUGGGGGAGAGACAGCUCUCAGAGCUCAAAGACUCGUGCCCGGAAGAGAUGCAAGGUCCAUUCCAGCACCUCUUGGGAUCAGCGGACAACUUGGACAUGGAUGCCGAUUACCAGACAUGGGAAGCAACUUAUCGGAAAGAGACCAAUAAAUCUACACUUGAUCACCCAGAUGAUCAGGUCACUUUGCAAGAGGCUCAGGAUGCACUGGAGAAACUUCAGGCUGAUAAAGCGGCCAAGAAACAAAUGUGGAUUGUCUUACAAAUGUAUGCUCGUAUAGAAGUCAAAUUCUUGGAGGACACUCGUGCAAAGUCCGCCGACUUUGGAUUACGUAUACUGGCUUUGCAUGACAGCUUUCUGCAAACCGAGAUAGAGUUGAAAGAACGUGUCAACAAGUUCAUGGAUGCGUGAGGAAUCUUACGGCUUCAUCACCAACCGCCUGCAUGUAGGCUGUACGUUCGAACAAAAUUACUGUUAACAACAAAGCGACAAGCCAUACGGACACUUGUAUCAAGAACUCUGUGUCUCGCAUAUUUGGUGAUGCCUCCACUCAAGGCGAAGCCGCUUUGCUGUAGAGAUUUCUUGUGAGCUUGGAGUGAUCUCAGUAUAUCGUUGAAGAUGGUUUCGGUCCUCGCCGCAAUCUCUGACUGCCACAUUUGCUGCCACCUCUUGAUGAACCGUUCGUCGUCAGAGACCUUGGUCCUCGCAAUCUUGCAUUGCUCUAGGGCCUGUAUGGCGAAUUGCGUCUGGUUGCUCGUCACCACCUUCAAAGAUCGAUAUUCUCCAAGAGUCGCGGAGUCGAGAUCAAGUGCGUAGCUUUUUGUCCACUCAGAUAAAAUCGCU